This is a messenger RNA of Symbiodinium necroappetens, 206 nucleotides long. The record is from the annotation of a GenBank genome assembly. Lineage: Eukaryota; Dinophyceae; Suessiales; Symbiodiniaceae.
AUGAAGUAUCGCCACGUGCCAUAUGGCGCUGGAGUGUGGCCAGCUUUCUGGACGAUGUGCAGCGACUACACUUGGCCCAAGGGUGGUGAAUUGGACAUCCUCGAGUUCGCCAACGACCAGCCAAAUCUGAUGACCUUCCACACGCUCGGAGACUGUGCAGUCAGCUCCCCGAAGCUGCAGCAGUGCACUCCGCCAUACUACGCCUU